This is a messenger RNA of Coregonus sp. 'balchen', 10622 nucleotides long. Lineage: Eukaryota; Metazoa; Chordata; Actinopteri; Salmoniformes; Salmonidae. The record is from the annotation of a GenBank genome assembly.
AGGAAGUACAGUAGAACAGGUGACCUGCCUGGUAGACCAUGCAAGAGCAGCAUCAACAUCAAGACAUGAGUGGGCAUUUAUCUACUACUUUAGAAAGCAACUUAUUAAAUUUAUCUCUUCCUUGAUCAUGAUUCAUGUCUCCAAACUUGCUUGUGAUUUAUUUUGUCUGUAUUCUCAUGCAUUUGAUCAAUUGCUUGUCUAUUCCGCUUGUGUUUUUAAAAAGUUUUGCUCUUUUUCUGUUUUCCCCAGGAACCCUCCCUGUUGAAGUUGUAAGAUCCAAGCAGACAGCAUGAGUCCUCAGAGCUCAAAGAAAGCGCUGGAUGGAGGUUGGGGAUGGGUCAUCAUUGUGGCCUGCUUCAUGGCCCAGUUCCUGGCCUAUGGCUCCCCCCAGUCAGUGGGCGUCCUGUACCCAGAGUGGCUCCACGCCUUCCAGGAGGGGAAAGGCAUGACGGCCUGGGUCGGCUCCUUGGUCUCUGGAGUGGGACUCAUAGCCAGUGAGUAUUCUCAGAACUUUGUUUAUUUAUUUAGAUACUGUAUAGGUAAAGGCUAAUGCUCUCAUUCAAAGACAGGGAAUAUCUUCAGAGCUCACUGUGCUUAAACUGCAGAAUUCUGUAUAUUAUAAAAUAGUUAAUGUAGAUUUUUUUUAACAUACAUUUAUUCACCUCAGCAUCUGAACAUCUGUUCAAGAAUUCCAUAUUGAUUGUCUUGGCAUGGCUAUGAAUUGAUAUGCUUAACAGCAUGUCAGUGGUUAGACCUGAAUUUACUUAUCUAUGCACUUUACAGUUGCAGCUACAUUGUCUGGUGUAGAGUCUCACCUGGUAUGCAUGUCUGACACCGGUUGCUGUUGUAUAAUUAAUGACGUCACUGAUACGGAACCAGACAAAAGAAUGGUCCAAUGUCUCUAUAAACACAUACGAUGAUGUGGCAUUAUGGGUAAAGUAACAGACCAGUUUUUAUCUAACCAAGUAAUCUUGUUUGGAGGGCAAAGUGGCACAUGAUAAGAUAGGAAAAUAAGUAUUUUACCUGGUACAUAUCAACAGUUGUGAAAGUGCUGACUUGUCCUAAGUAGAUGAAGAGAACUGUGCAAUAUGGAGGCACUUUGUGGUGCUCUUAACACUUAGUUGAGGUUAUUGAUUGAUGCUAAGUCAUUUACAUUUACGUCAUUAAGCAGACGCUCUUAUCCAGAGCGACUGACAGAAGCAAUUGGUGUUAAGUGCCUUGCUCAAGGACACAUCGUCAGAUUUUUCACCUAGUCGGCUCGGGGAUUCGAACCAGCGACCUUUUGGCUACUGGCCCAACACUCUUGAACGCUAGGCUACCUGCCCCCCGACAGACAGUCCUGUCAUACCUGCAGGAGGAGCCCUUAGCCGUUACGUAGCUGUGACCAGUGACCACACCGAGGGUGUGUGUGUGUAUGGGAAAGAGAAAAGGGGGGAAAAGAGAGAAAAGUAUAAUAAAGCUUUCAACAGUUUAAUUCGUUUGGAAUGACCAGGGACACAGGAGGACUCAGUUCACAGUUCACUGCAAGCUGUAUUCAAGUCAGUUUAUAUUAUUUAGGCAAAACAGGAUCAGAGAUUGUAGAUCACGGUCUUGGUUUACAUUUACCGCCAGGCUAAGCCUCCCUUCACGUUGUCGCCUUUCCAAAGAGGUCUGUGAAAAGUCAUGACUAGACAGAUUGCUCCCAGAACACGUGUGGGGCUGGGCUAUGCAGCCUUACACCAUGGGCUGUUUUAACUGGUGGUGAAACGGAAGGGAGGUAGAGACAGGGUUCAACAAGACGUGAUUGGCUAUUCUUUACACACACUCUCGGGUUGUCAGUGGUCUGAUCGGGAAUUCAAUACGUCUCAGCACAAAAAGUGAUGUGUAUAAUAAGGACAGUCACAUUUAAGACUCAGGUUCACUGUACUAAAACAAGUAGUCAAUUCAAUGUGCAUCAGACACACAAGGACCUAUACAAACAGUGCAGUGUAUAGCUUUGGAAACUAAAAGGAUUGGGCUGCAUUUGACUUGGCACGAUGCUAGGAAAACAGCAGUCUUUAAUGAGUUGGCUGCAGAUUAUGGGUUAGUGAGGUGAUACCGUCUCAGGCCCGGCGCCAGGAUAAAGUGACUAAGGGGGCAGUUGAAAUCGGUGAGAGAGCAACAUUUUUGGGGGUUCUUGCGUUGGAAUUCUAUUGAAUUCUGGCUGUAUCAAGCUAUACCACAAUAAACAUAAAGUAUGAAUGCUGAGACUCCGAGACCAUUGAUCUCCGCUGCACUGUAUCAGCACAAUGGACAGUGCCCUACACACUACAGUAAGGCUGUUUCGGUAAUGUAAAUAAGCUACAAGAUAGAUCAGGUAAUUCACCUAUUCCAAGCAGCCUAUGUGAAUGCAGCCGUACAUACAGCUGUCUUACCAAAAUAAUGCAAACUAAAUGCUGAAAGUAGUAAGUAGCCUAGUUAUUCAUGCAUGCAAAAAUACUGAAUAUAGUUUCACUUAGAAUACCGACACAACUGCGAACGAAAACAGAACAAAACAACGGUACUACCAAGUAGGUCUAGUAAACAAAAUAUCAGAUCGAUAAAGGCAUGACACAAUCUAUUUUUAGGCUAGUUACAUUAACAGUAAACAAACGCAGUAGCCUACUACAGUGAGAUGCAGCCAUGCACAGCUGUCUUGCCAAAUAAAUAAGCCUAUAGGCCCCGCUUCAAACAUAGAAAAUCAUGGUGCUCGUGAGUUCAGCAACACGUUGUGAUAUGGCACAAUACACUUCUGUGGAUCAAAUUCCAAUACAUACAGUUCUAUUUACAACCACGAAAACCAAUAGGCUACCAAGAAAACCAUAAUAGAAUGUAUUUAUUUCUAUGAUGAAACAUACCGAUAUGUAGCUAUACCCAGGGUUGUCAUUUGGGUUCUUGCAUUGGAAUUAUAUUGAAUUCUGCUUAUAUCACGCUAUAGCACAAUAAACAUAAAAGUUCAAAUGCCGAGACCAUUGAGGGCUUUUGACCAAGAAGUGACAGGUUGGCGCGAAAUCUCCGCUGCGCUCUAUCAGCACCAUGGACAGCACCCUACACACUAAAGCAAGGCUGUUGAAAACCUAGGCUGGCUAAGGAAGUCAUUUUGCCAUUCUAUACCCUAGGUUUUUGCUGAAAGGACGCCACUGACUAUACCACCAAUAUUUUGAUAAAAAGCAAUCAGCUAGAUUGUUUCUUACCUUUUCAGAAGAGUUGCAGUAAUCGUUCAUUCCAUUCUCCCCAAAAUCCUCUUGUAAGAUCUCCCUCAAAUGCCAAUUGGAUUAGUUGAGCUUUCCUCGCAUGCUUCUUCAAAGUGGAAAAUGAGUUCUCGCAUGUAGCUGUGGACGCCCCAAAAGUCAAUCCAUGUGUCAGUGCAGUAACCACGGUCGGCAUAGGGAAGAGAGACCCAGAGAAAACUUAAAGCCGGGGUCCGUCACCGCCUUCAGCAGCCCUGUAGCCUCGAGUCUUACUUCUGUGUUGUACGAAUGCGUGCAUUCGAUGUCAGAGAGGAACUUCACAACGCUGUCACAACUUUUAGCAACCACUGACACAGUAGCCAGCUGUCCCCUUCUCCUUUGGCUUUGUUUGGGUACUUUGGCGAAGCCAAUUUCUGAUAUCCAUCGUGGCAGUGGCAGAUUAGUUGGUUCGAGCUAGCUAAAUAGGCUAAGGCUAAUAACACUAAAAAAAUGUACAGCUAGCUAAGAAGCUAACUAAACUCUGAAGUGGUGGGGCGUGAGGCAGAGUUGAGUAAAGCAGCUUCAAUGGUAAACUUGAACCCGCCCUUAUAAAUCUAAAUCAAAUAUUACAGGUGGAGGCGUAUCACGUUAUACACUUAGCCUACCACAGGUGAGAAGCGUUUUUUCCCGCUUUUUAUGGAAACCCAAAGGAGUCCUAUAUAACCGCUCCAGUGGCUUUCCAUAGCCCCCUACACACACUCUGUCCAUUGUGCUGACACAGCGCAGCGGAGAUAGAGAUUUUGUGGUAACCAGUCACUCGAUCAUUUGAACUUUAUUGCUAUUUUUAUAUAGGGACAUGAAACUAAAACUGAGGGGGCACACAUUUCAACUGAGGGGGCUAAGCCCCCUUUUGCCCCCUUGUGGAUCUGGGCCCGUACCGUCUCCCCAAACUUUGCCCAAGCCCUUGCUUCUGUCCACUGAAGGAUCCAAUUUGUCCUUACAGACCUAUAUUUCCCUUGUGCCAUCAAUCAGGAUAUACAGUGCCUUCAGAAAGUAUUCACACCCCUUGACUUUUUCCACAUUUUGUUGUGUAACCGCCUGAAUUUAAAAUGGAUUUAAUGUAGAUGUUUUUGUCACUGGCCUGCACACAAUACCCCAUAAUGUCAAAGUGGAAUUAUGUUUUUUGAAAUUUUUACAAAUUAAUUAAAAUGAAAAGCUGAAAUGUCUUGAGUCAAUAAGUAUUCAACCCCUUUGUUAUGGCAAGCAUAAAUAAGUUAAGGAGUAAAAAUGUGCUUAACAACUCACAUAAUAAGUUGCAUGGACUCACUAUGUGUGCAAUAAUAGUGUUUAACAUGAUUUUUGAAUGACUAGCUCAUCUCUGUAUCCCACACUAACAAUUAUCUGUAAGGUCUCUCAGUCAAGCAUAAAUUCAACCACAAAAACCAGGGAGGUUUUCAAUUUUUUUUUUAAAGCAGACAUUGACUUUUUUAUUUAUUUAUUUUAUUUCACCUUUAUUUAACCAGGUAAACCAGUUGAGAACAGGUUCUCAUUUACAACUGCGACCUGGCCAAGAUAAAGCAAAGCAGUGUAAUAAAAACAACACAGAGUUACAUAUGGGGUAAAAAACAUAAAGUCAAAAAUACAACAGAAAAUAUAUAUACAGUGUGUGCAAAUGUAGCAAGUUAUGGAGGUAGGCAAUAAAUAGGCUAUAGUGCAGAAUAAUUACAAUAGUAUUAACACUGGAAUGCUAGAUGUGCAAGAGAUUAUGUGCAAAUAGAGAUACUGUGGUGCAAAAGAGCAAAAUAAUAACAAUAUAGGGAUGAGGUAGUUGGGUGGGCUAAUUUCAGAUGGGCUGUGUACAGGUGCAGUGAUCGGUAAGGUGCUCUGACAACUGAUGCUUAAAGUUAUUGAGGGAGAUAAGAGUUCUCCAGCUUCAGAGAUUUUUGCAAUUCGUUCCAGUCAUUGGCAGCAGAGAACUGGAAGGAAUGGCGGCCAAAGGAGGUGUUGGCUUUGGGAAUUGUGUCCACUUUGAGCAUAACAAAGUUAUUAAUUACAUUUUGGAUGGUGUAUCAAUAAACCCAGUCAAUACAAAGAUACAGGCAUCCUUCCUAACUCAGUUGCCGGAGAAGAAGGAAGACGCUCAUGAGGCCAAUGGUGACUUUAAAACAGUUAGAGUUUAAUGGCUGUGAUAGGAGAACUUUGGAUGGCUCAACAACAUUGUAGUUACUCCACAAUACUAACCUAAUUGACAGAGUGAAAAGAAGGAAGCCUGUACACAAUAAAAAUAUUCCAAAACAUGCAUCCUGUUUGCAAUAAGGCACUAAAGUAAAACUGCAAAAAUUGUGGCAAAAACAUGGACUUUUUGUCCUGAAUACAAAGCGUUAUGUUUGGGGCAAUUCCAACACAUCACUGAGUACCACUCUUUCAUAUGUUCAAGCAUGGUGGUGGUGGCAUCAUGUUAUUGGUAUACUUAUCUAAUCUAUAUUAGUGUUUUUUGACAAUUAAAUACAUUUUAAUCCCACUUUGUAAAAACAUAAUGUGGAAAAAGUAAGGGUCUGUGAAUACUUUCUGAAGGCACUGUAAGUGGUCUCAUCUUGCUAGAAAUAGAUAUAUUUCUGUAACUUGGUGUGCUUUUAAAUUCGAUAUGCUGUGAGGAUGAUGACAAAUGAGCAUCACAGGCUGUCCUUUUCCCUGACCCUUAAACUCUGCUCUGGUGUCUAAUAACUAGCUAGUGCUGCUUUUAGGCCUCAGGGGGCCUCGUUGUAAACAUUUGAGGAGUAUGAAUAGAGUCACAAGCCUAGCCAACAACACGCCUAUGGUAGAGACUAAGGAGCACAGACGAACACUCUGUCCUAAAUAGGGAGCGAUAAGGUCAAAAUAAUAUCAGGGCAGAAAGGGGGACCAUGUCACAUGGUUAAAGUUGAUACAUCACGUCUUCCUGCCAUGAAAUAGCCCAACAUGUAUGGUACACCUUGACCGGUAUCACUAUCCUUUUUGUAUUGUUUAGGAAAUCCAUCUGUUGCUAACACCACGUGGAUCCUGAAUGCACCAUAUUAAUUCCAUCAUGCGACUUUGUUGUUUGUGUCUUGUCAUCUCAUUUCUGCUCCUCCCUAACUCACUGCAUCUAUUCAACAAUGUACCCUCAACUCCCACACACACACUGAAUUCACACUUCUUCUCUGCGCUAUUUUCUCCCCCAGGUCCUGUCUGCAGUGCCUGUGUGGAUAACUUUGGGGCGCGCCCUGUGACCAUCUUCAGUGGGGUCAUGGUGGCAGGGGGCCUGAUGCUCAGCGCCUUCGCCCCAAACGUCCAGUUCCUCAUCUUCUCUUACGGGAUCGUCGUCGGUAAGUGAGAACCUCGUGGUGGACGAAGUCUGCGGUUUGUGUGACCCACUAUUAGAUAUAGGAUUAGCCUUGUCAGUGUGAGAGAAAUUAUAGGAAGUUGCUUGUUUACUCUGUAGGGAGUGAACUGUUUUUAACUGAUGAUUACAUAAAAAUAUUACACAGUUAAACAAUAACACAAGUCAAUGAUAGAUAAGACACAAGAAUUGAAUAGGUUCAUGUCUAUUCAAAAUAGGUUCAUGUCUAUUCAAAGUAGGUUCAUGUCUAUUCAAAAUAGGUUAAUGUCUAUGCUCCAGCACACAUGCACUGUGAGGGUAUAUGUAGGAUGUAUUCAGAGAUCUAAAAAUGACUAAUGCCUCCCCCCAACAUUUUGAAUGCACCCCUCGCAGCCCAUUAUCUAACCCCCAGUGAUAGCUGUGCCAUGCUAAGGGGAAAGAGCUCAAUAGACGGCCACUGCCUGUGGUAUUGUCCUGAGAGAGAGGUCAUGCAUAUUUGAAGAAGGGCGUCUAUUUUUAGACCAUCCCUUGGAUGCGCUGCACAUGUGGCUCAGUAUUCUCUCAUCGCUUUUCUGCCCUAGUCAUCCUUUGCGGAUCAAAUUACCAUUGGGGUGAUUUUACACUAGACAAAAGUUAUUUGUAUGGUGAAUAUGUAACAACUUUAUCACAGAGCAACAGAUUUUAAACAUGGUGAAUUUACUGCAUGUUUUUACAUGACUAAGAUGGCCUUACACAGGUCCCACAGUUUCACAUUAAGGUUCUCAGUUUACUGUGCAAGAAUUUGCUCAGAACAUUAAAUAUCUUCUUCACCAUGGUAAAUAAGGUACUGUAGCUACAUGCUCCUCUAAAAUGUGCUAAUGAAAAUACCUCUGUUGUUUUUGUUGUCCACAGGUCUUGGCUGCGGUCUUGUCUAUGCUGCCACAUUGACCAUCACCUGUCAGUACUUUGACAAGAGACGUGGCCUCGCCCUCGGCAUAGUCACCACAGGUAGUUCAGCCCCCCUCUGCGCUCACUGGGUUCACACCAAGUCUCCAUGCUCAGUUCUUUCAUGUUUCAGAAGCCGGAAGUCUUGGAAUGCCAAGGUAAACAUUGUAGUCUAGAAACACUGUAGCCUUGUGAUUAGGGAAGUGGACUGGUGACAAGAAGAACACUGGUAAUACAACACAGUUCUGGGGCAUUCUGUGUUUGUCCCCUUGAGGAAAGGGAGAACAGGGAGGCUAGCUUUAGGCAAAGAUGUCCCACUAAGCAAGGAUUUUAUUAAAUUAAUAUUAAUGAAUCUCUAAGGGCUUAUUCUUGGAAUCCCAACACUAAAUUGUUCCCUUCUCUCAUUUAGGCACAAGUGUGGGAGGGUUCCUCUAUGCCACGGCUCAGAAUGAGCUGAUUGUUCUCUUUGGCCUGGAAGGCUGCCUGCUGAUCAUCGGGGCCUUGGCCCUCAACCUCAUGGCCUGUGCCGGCUUCAUGAGGCCCCUGAACAUGCCUGGCUACUACCUCAAACAGAAGGCUGCUCUGGCGCGCACAGAGGAGCAGCUCUUCAAGAAACCGCCAGCUGACGACCUCAAGACCACACCAGGCACUGGCGAGAAAAACCUGAUGGUCAAGGAUCACCUGAUCACCAUCGACGCCAAAGACAUCACCAUCACCACACCUGACAACAAAGGGGGGUUCAUGGCAGGUUCAACCAUUGUGAAAAUGAUCAAGAAGAAGCGUCAGGCUUACUCAAAGUACAUGCACUCCAUGGCUGACUUCCUGCAUGACAGAAACUUUAUGGCCCUCUGCAUAGCUAUCUUCCUGUUCAGCCUAGGAGCCUUCCCUCCGGUCCUCUUCAUGGAGGAUGUGGCCCAGAGUGAGGGCCUCAUCAACGAGGUCAGAAUCAUACCCCUGGUCUCCAUUGUAGCCAUCACUACCGGUGUGGGCAAGCUGACCCUGGGCAUGCUAGCAGACAUGAGGUGGAUCAACAGUGUGUUCCUGUAUGCCUUCACCCUGCUGGGGACCGGGACGGCCCUUCUCCUCAUCCCCAUCUCCAAGAGCUACGUAGGCCUGCAGGUCCUCUCAGCUGUGGUGGGCUUUUUCUCUGGGAACUGGUCCCUAACGUCAUACAUCACUACCAAGAUUGUGGGCCUGGACAAACUGACCCAAGCCCAUGGGAUCCUCAUGUUUUUCGGUGGAUUCGGGAUCAUGCUUGGGCCCCCUGUUGUUGGUAAGAAAGAUCCCACUUCUGACACCAUUGGUCAACAUUGCUGAGUGUGUGUGUGGUCCACAUUUACAGUUGUUAGGUUAGAGCUGGUACAGGUUCGUAUUCAUGCUUUUACAGAGAAUCACUCUUCCAUAUGUCAAAACAUUUUUAGAUUAUGUAAUCUUAAUGUGUGAGUGGGAAUGUUGAACUCAAGAUGUUGGCCUUUAGCUAGUCUUUUGCUGACUCAUACAUUGUCGAGAGAUUUUGCUGAAAUUCUUUUUUUUUUUCUCUCCUCUUCUUCCUGUUCCAGGGUGGUUCUUUGACUGGACCCAGUCCUAUGACCUGGCCUUCUACUUCAGUGGAGGAUCUGUGCUCCUGGGUGGAGUCACGCUCUUUCUGUGUGCUCUGCCGUGCUGGGACAAAAAGAAGGCUGACAUCAAUAGGCCCGACAUUCAGUACACCAGCAACUGUGACAAAGUUGCCUCUGUAGCCUGAACACUAACUUUCACAUGGACCUUGCUCUCCAGUGCUCCCAGCGAUUUUUGCUGAUAAGCUUUAUACCCUUCAAGAGGUUGCUUUUUCCCUGGUGCCAGAUUUCACAGAUGUGUACCUGAGAGGAGCUUUGAAGUGGAGUAGGCCUUUUCUAUACAUCUUUAAUGCGUUUUUAAGACUUCUUACAUUAUACUACAGAAUUUUGAAAGAUGCCUAUGUUGAACAUUUUAAUAACGGCCUCAUUUUAAGAGGCCUAUUCAACUAAAUGGUUUCUAAGCAAAUGAAUAAAAUAGAUUAUGUUUACUUAGAAUAAAUACUGUUUUUUACAUUUCUGAAUCUUUACUUGGGUCAAAUGGAAAAGGCAUUUUCCUCUGGUGACCCUGUGGAGAAAUACAAACCAACAAUGGCCUGUGAAGAUGUUGGUUGAAAACACAAAAGACUGUUCAAAUUACUCAACAUAUUGAAAUGUAUAACCAUGCAAAAUUAAAAUUUGAAAGAAUUUCCCAGGAAUUUACUGGAAAAAAUACAGGGAUUGGAAAAAAAGGAGGGAAUGCACUUUUAAUGUACUCUUUUUAAUUCUAGCCGCACAAACUGUUUGUUUCUAUCUUACCAAAGCACCAGGAUGGUGGAUGCCUGUCAACACGUUAUGCCUGAUGAAUACAAGCCUUGCUUUUUAAGUUCAUUGGCAUUGUACUGUAUUUUACUUGUACUGUCCAAACUUGUUUGAGUUAGGGAGGUACUAAACACCUCACUUUGUCUUGACCGGACUAAGAUCUUGCUGAAUAAUAUGCUGUGCAAAUACCAGAGACUGUACAGGAAUAAGGUCCAGUUCCUCUAAGUAGUAUAUAUCAGUUCUUUGUGGCAUGACCCUUUUCCUGCAUUUGUUCACCAGAAUGGUCCUAUUGAGAAUGUUUUAAUUUAGUUUUUGCAUCUGCAUGUUUCUUUUUUUUAUAGCAUUAUAUUUUGUACGUUUCUUCAAAUCUUUCAACGUUUAUAAGCAACAUUGUAUACAGUAUGCACUGAGCCAGUCCCAGAUACACAUUGUAUGUAAAGUGAUGUCAUUCAUUAUUGUCAUUAUGAUUUUAUGUUUUUAAGGAAUAGAAUGAUUGUGAUACUGCUUUGUUAGUCACUUGAAGAUCCAAUUUUUGUAUGUAAAAUGUACCACAACAUAUUUCAGUUUAUAUCCUCUUCAAUUCUAAGACUACUGGGAUAUUGUUUUAUUCUUAGUCAAGUGUCUUUGUAAAAGUCUUUACGGGGUUGAAAUGAAAUACAAAAUAUCUAUGAUCCAAAAAGGUUAGAAACAUUAGAACUGUAACUUUAUAUGAUGUUGAACCACUUUGUCUUAUUCUUUUUUUAAUGUCAGUGUUACAGUAUUUAUGUUUGCAAUAUUUCGCUGUUUCUAUUUUGUUAUUUUCAACAAAAAAGUUCCAAUAAAUGAAAAUGAAAUUCAAUA